Messenger RNA from Mytilus trossulus (common blue mussel), 1682 nucleotides. RefSeq lists its product as uncharacterized. The coding region runs from base 72 to 1082 and encodes 336 amino acids. The transcript is spliced from 9 exons. NCBI's taxonomy places the organism in Eukaryota, Metazoa, Mollusca, Bivalvia, Mytilida, Mytilidae. The record is from RefSeq and is a predicted model, not a curated record.
ACUUAAGACAGGAAAGACUAUCAGUAACUGUAUUCAUUCAUGAAAAACCUGACUCGACAGGAAGUAUAAAGAUGAGAAUUGAAUAUUUAAUGUUGUGUCCUUUGUUGUGUAUUUCUGCGAAGAAAGAUGAAAAAGCAUACUGUUUAGGUAGAUGUGGGAUUAUCUAUGACAAAAAACUUCCCUGUCAGUGUAACACAGCUUGUAAAGAGCACCGUGACUGUUGUGCAGAUUAUGACAAUUCCUGUCCAAAAGAAUUUUGUACUGGAAGGUGUGGCCAACCUUAUGUCCAAGCACACCAAUGUUAUUGUAACACAGAGUGUAAAAAGCAUAAGAACUGUUGUGAUGACUAUGAUGCUUUGUGUUUUCUAGGAGUUAAUGAAUCAAGCACUUCAAAUCAUAUUAUCUCUGUGACAACUUUUAUCACUUCAGAUAUUCAAAUUGAGUCAACAAGAAUAUCAACUACACCACUAAGCACAGAUUCAGCAAUUAUCAAAACUGACAUAGAAGAAAGCAGCUCUGGUCUGAUCGCUGGAGUUGCUGUGUCACUGACAGUUGUAAUGCUUAUAGUAGUCGUUAUACUGGUACUUGUUUUCAGAAAAAUGCAUCUAAGAAAACAAUCACUCCCCAAGACAGUGGUUAAUGAAAAACGUACAUCUAAAAUAAACUAUUACACAACAGAAAAUGUUCCAGAAGAUCAAUACCAUGACAUUGAUAUAUCAGAUGGGGACUAUUGUUUAGCAGCUGCUAUAUCUGAUGAAACUGGAACUGCUGAUGGGACUAAUGACGCCGACUCAACAUAUAAUAGGGCAAUAUCUGGUGUUUACGAUCAAUUAAACGGGAAAGAUAAUAGAAAAAUUUCGAAAAAAUAUGAAAAUGAAAACGCAUCGAAACUUGAGGGAAGCAAAUCAGAAAUUUAUACUUUGACCUCUAAUCAAACUGUUGAUAUACACACAAAGGAUAACAACUCAAGUGCUAAAUUGAAAACACCAGAUUCAGUGGACUUCGAUCCUACUUAUAAUCAUUCUAAUAACGUAAUUGUGAGAGAAGACCUAAGCAAUUAUGAUCAUUUUAGCAACACAUAGCAACCUAUAGGUUACAAUAUUUAGAAAAUUAUGUUCCAUUCCUACUAUCAAUGUCCAACUAGGCCUAUGGGAAAUAUGAACAAUAAUAUGUUAUUCUGGUUUUUGUACCUCAAGUUGUUUUUCUGUAUAAACAAAAGCGGAUAUAUUUAUACUAUCUCAUUCCAUAAACUGUUUGCCAGCCACUGUUUUUCUUACUACUUUUUCAUUGAAACAGUUUCAAACAAUGUCAUCAUUGAGUAUAUUGAUUAUUCUACCUGUCUGGUCAUGGACUUGACUAUACUAUAAGCCAUGUUAAUAUUGUAAAUGGUUCAUCUGUGUAUGUCUUUCCUCGAUAUCUAAAUUUAAUGUUAAAAAAAAGGAAAUAGAAAAUAGUUCUGCGCGAAAUCUUGUUAGAUCUAAAACAUAACACGUGUAUAAUAUAGGUCUAUCGUCGCCUUCACAAUCUGUCAUUGGUUUAUUGUAUGGAAAUGUAUCAAGAUUGCGUGUAUCAUAUGCAUGUGAAUCGUUACACAAAUAUUCUAGUUAUUGUUUACUGCGAAUACAAUAUUUACAAAUGUCACAUGGUCAAGUCCAUCUUGUGUAUGUUUUUGUGGCUUUUCA